UGGUACCAAGGAAUGGAUGAAGAAGCAGACAACAGCGAAAAAAACUCUCAGAGUUUAUUCGAAAGAUGGUCAAAAACUGAUAGGAUGAUGAUGUCAGCAAAAGCUAAAGACGUCAAAUCACUUUUUCUAUUUUGGAACGUUUCUGUGCCAAGUUUCAUAGUCGUAGCAUUUGUUCUUUCUUAAAUUUAAUAGAAACGAGAUCCAAAAUUUGUUUUUAAGUAUGAGCCUAGCGCGCCACGUAUACUGUAAGGGCAAAGCAAAUGCUGCACUAGACAGUUGACUAAGACAUUAAAUCUAUUCUUGUGUUUGGGGGAUAAACAGAAUUCGUUAGUCUGCCAAGUAUUACACCCACACCCUUUAGCACAGGAGGCGAACGCGGUACCCCAAGUUCAGCAGUCUGUCCAAUUUGAAUUUGGAUGUAUGUUUUUAUUUCAUUGUUUGGCUUUAUAGAUAACCCACGCGUAUCUGCCAAACCAACUCAAACAAGUCAAAAUGCAUCAAAAGUAUGCCAAAAGGGAUUCCAAAUUUCAUCACCAAUUAAUCCAAACAUAUUUUCGAAACCAUUGAUAGGAAGAAAGCCAUUAAAUGCGCCUACAAAAUCACUAGCACCAACACACUCAGAAAAACCGCCAGUAUCCCAAAAACCAAGCAGAAAAUGUCAAGCCACACCUAAAAUACCACAAAAAGUAUUAACUUGUUCAACUGGAAUGCCUACAAAACCUUCUAAAAUGGAUGUCCCUUCAAGGGUGUUUAAAAAACCGAACCCAAGCAAUGAAGUACAAGCCAAUAAACCAAAUAUAUCAAUAAAAGAUAGUAAAGCAAUGUUUGAAGCCAGAAAACAAAGUGAUGUACAGUUGGAAUCUUCAAAAGAUACGUCCUUCAGAAAAAGAAUACCUGAAACGAACAAACAUGUUAAACCCGAUGGCACAGAAAGAAAGCUAUUAAAAAUAAAAGAGGAUUUAAAGAUAUGUCAAGAAAAAGCGUACGAAGAAGGUUACAAAAGGACCGAUAGCAUUCUGAGGCCUGUGGGAAAAUUUCAUCCGUUGUCAAAAAAAAAUGAGGAAAGCAAAGAAUCUAAUGAUCCGUCGGGUUCUUUAUUGCCGAUGAGAAACCUGAAAGACUAUUCUAUGCAAGAAUGCAGUCAACCAUUGGAAGAAAAAGACUCAGCCGGGGUUAAUCAUAUUGGAAAGAAUUUAUCAAACAGUUUAGAAUCUGAUAAUUUAAAACUUAAAUUACACGAAGCUGAACGAGAGAUUCGUAUUAAAACCGAGAUUCUGAAUAAAAUUCAGGCUGAUUUCAUAACUUCUCAAAAAGCGAUAGCUGCAAAAAACGUAGAAUUAAAGUCUCUCCAUGUGCAGUUAGCCAAAACAAAAAGGCAAAAUCAUGAAGAACAAAAGCAGUUGAAAACAGAACUAGCUAAUACGCAAGCUGAAUUUGAGCUUGUCAAAUUGAAACUUGUUGAAGUAUUUGGUAAGCUUUUAGGAUAAAAUAAGAUAUGUAGCUAACAGAGAAGUUGAUAACAAAUAUGCUUGAUGACUUUCGCAACACUUCAAUAUUGAAUAGUAGUUUCCUCCAUUGAUGUAUCAGGACGUAUACUCCAUCUAAAAUGCAGUGUACAAAUUAUUCAAAGACUACAAGUUGAGAAUAUUUUGAUGAAUAAAAGAACGAAAAGGAAAAGAACACGUCCUUUAUAUAUCAUAAUGUAAUAUGAUAAUUAUGUAAAGUAAUGUAAAUGGUGGAGGGGGGGUGAUGAAAUAAAGCUCCCUUGCGCUAUAAAUGCGGAAGUUCUUAUGCUUACGUGUUAACCCUAUUCGACCCGGGGAUUUUCGAACAUAUUUUGAGCAGGGGCCCUCAAAAACUAAAUUUUGCUUAUAUCAGCUCCUUUUUUUGUGACGGCAUCGAAAUCUUGAAAUUUGUUCAAAAUACCACUAUCUGCCUAUUAUUUAUUUACUUUAGUCCUAGAGCGAAUUUUAACAUUCUGUUUGAAGUUUCUUAAAGCUGAAUAAAAGUUAUAUAACUAUUUAUUUUCGGUUUUUACAGGUCGCAUGAAAAGAUGCAAAAAAUUGCCAGAAAUCCGUUUUUCCCGAUUUUCGGGUUAAAUCCAAAAAAAUCGAAAAGUCGGAAUAAUCACGGUCCACAACAUGCGGAAGGAUUAACCUUAAUGAAACAAAGUGGUGUUGCAAGUUUCAAAUUCUAAGGAUAAUAUUAACAAGAGUUAUUAUCUGGAAAGUAUGAGGCCUAAAAAUUUGGCAUGCAGGUGUCUAAUAAAUAAAUGUUGAAACAAUUAGUAUCAUAGCCAUGCAACAGAGCAUAAAGGAGUUAUUUAUAAAAAAUUGUCAGAAAACCGGACCGAAUAGAGUUUAAAUUUAACAUGCUUGUAGUUUUAAUAAAAACAGAUGUCAUGUAAAAAAUAAAAUAAUUGCAAACAAUUAAAAUUUCUCAAGCAUCACUGACCAUAUGGCCUUAAUUCGUGGUGGAUUUAUUCACCAAAUAGGAAAAAUUUGCAUAUCAAAGAAUGAAUUUUGAUGACGUCAUCAUGAUCGGGAAUGACGUGGUCAUUUCGCUACAUCGAUUUUUCUUUCAAAUCUGAUCUGUAUUUUAUUCCUCUGACUCACAUAUCUCAUUGGCAACAACUUAGCAG
Messenger RNA from Hydractinia symbiolongicarpus, 2641 nucleotides. RefSeq lists its product as uncharacterized. The transcript has 6 exons. The record is from RefSeq and is a predicted model, not a curated record. Bases 417 to 1487 code for a protein of 356 amino acids. Lineage: Eukaryota; Metazoa; Cnidaria; Hydrozoa; Anthoathecata; Hydractiniidae.